This is a messenger RNA of Lagopus leucura (white-tailed ptarmigan), 2720 nucleotides long. It is a transcript of the gene SLC25A25, whose product is annotated as solute carrier family 25 member 25. NCBI's taxonomy places the organism in Eukaryota, Metazoa, Chordata, Aves, Galliformes, Phasianidae. The record is from RefSeq and is a predicted model, not a curated record. Gene Ontology annotation, molecular function: calcium ion binding; ATP transmembrane transporter activity. Gene Ontology annotation, biological process: transmembrane transport. Gene Ontology annotation, cellular component: mitochondrial inner membrane.
AUGGCGUCCUGCCCUAGGAUCUUGUACCGCCUUUUUCCGGCCGCGGCGGCGCUGCGUUCCGAUUGGUGGAGGGGAAGGCGUCUGUAUGACGACCCGCCCACUCGCCGGGUGCGCGUGGAGGCCGGGCUGUGGGCGGUGGCGCGUUGGCCGGCGGGGGCCGCUCCCAUUGGUCGGCGGGGGGCGUCACGUGGCGGCGGCGCCGUGUGGCGCGAAGGCGGAAGCGGUCCGCGUCGGUUCCUCGCGGCGCCGGUGGCGGAAGCGUCGCCAUUUGCCGGCGGCGGGCGUGAGGAGCGGGCGGCCGGCGGGAUCAUGCCGGGGGCGCGGCGCUCGUUGGCUUCCCCGGUGGUGAGCGGCGUGCUGUGCCCCUGUGGCUCCCCGCGGGCCGCCGCCACGCCCGGUCCUGGCGCCGAAGGGAGCGGCGGCGGCGGGUCCUGCGGAAGAGCGGUGUGCGAGGCUUCCGAGCAGGAUCGGCGGCUCCGCGCCCUGUUCCAGAAGUUGGACGUGAACCGCGACGGCGCGCUCUGCAUCCACGACCUGGCCGUGGGGCUGGGCCGCCUCGGGCUGCACCGCACCGAGCUGGACCUGCUGAAAAUUGUGAAGGCUGGAGACAAGGACCUGGAUGGCCAGCUGGACUUUGAGGAGUUCGUUCACUAUCUCCAGGAUCACGAAAAGAAGCUAAGGCUGGUCUUCAAGAGCUUGGAUAAGAAGAAUGAUGGCCGUAUCGAUGCCCAGGAGAUCGUACAGUCUCUUCGGGACCUGGGAGUCAAGAUUUCUGAACAGCAGGCUGAAAAAAUCCUGAAGAGCAUGGACAAGAAUGGGACGAUGACAAUUGACUGGAACGAGUGGCGAGAUUAUCACCUGCUGCACCCCGUGGAGAACAUUCCUGAGAUCAUCCUGUACUGGAAGCACUCCACGAUCUUUGAUGUGGGAGAGAAUUUGACUGUCCCUGAUGAGUUCACAGUGGAAGAGAGGCAGACAGGGAUGUGGUGGAGACAUCUGGUUGCAGGUGGGGGUGCAGGUGCCGUGUCCAGAACCUGUACAGCUCCCCUGGAUCGCUUGAAGGUGCUCAUGCAGGUCCAUGCCUCCCGCAGUAACAACAUGUGCAUCAUUGGUGGCUUUACUCAAAUGAUCCGAGAGGGUGGCACCAGGUCACUGUGGCGAGGGAACGGCAUCAACGUGCUGAAGAUUGCACCGGAAUCUGCCAUCAAGUUCAUGGCUUAUGAGCAGAUCAAGCGGUUCAUUGGUACUGACCAGGAGAUGCUGAGGAUUCACGAGCGACUGUUAGCUGGCUCUCUGGCUGGGGCCAUCGCACAGAGCAGCAUCUAUCCGAUGGAGGUUCUGAAAACACGGAUGGCUUUGAGGAAGACAGGACAGUAUUCAGGCAUGUUGGAUUGUGCCAAAAACAUCCUUUCCAAGGAAGGAAUGGCUGCCUUCUACAAAGGCUACAUUCCCAACAUGCUAGGAAUCAUUCCGUAUGCUGGUAUUGACCUGGCAGUGUAUGAGACACUGAAAAAUGCCUGGUUGCAACGCUAUGCUGUCAACAGUGCUGACCCCGGAGUCUUUGUCCUCUUGGCUUGUGGCACCAUAUCCAGUACCUGCGGGCAGCUUGCCAGUUACCCCCUGGCUCUUGUGAGGACACGCAUGCAGGCCCAAGCUUCUGUGGAGGGCGCUCCCGAGGUGACCAUGAGGGGACUGUUCAGACACAUUCUGAAGACCGAGGGAGCGUUUGGCCUUUACCGUGGGCUGGCCCCUAACUUCAUGAAGGUGAUCCCAGCCGUCAGCAUCAGCUACGUGGUUUAUGAGAACUUGAAGAUGACGCUGGGCGUGCAGUCACGGUGACCAGGAGAUGCCCAGGACUUGGAACUCUGAAACCUUGGGGCUCGAUCCCAAGACGUGCAGUCAUCUCUCAUUCUGUGAAUGUGUCGACACUAAGCUGACUAAGCAAAGCUGUGAAAUCUCUGAUAGUUUGUGAGUCGGGAAGGGGAGGGGAGGAUCUGGUGUCCUUUGCCACUGUGCUGCUCGAAGCUCUGCAGAAACCAUCACGUGGUCCUUUCUGUUGGGCCUCUGGGGAGGCUGGGAGCUGAGCUCCAGUCCCAGUCUUAAGGCAUUUGUUUGAGGUCAGUUCCCAGCAGUAUGGCAAAGUAGCAAAGAUUUGGGGAACAGUCUGCUUUCAGCAUAUUCGUGUACAGAGCUGUUUGCCUGCAGAUGAGCACCUUCUGACUUGCUGGAAGAGCUUCUUUUUCCAUUCAGUUGUUAACUUCCUACCUGUUGUUCAGAUUUGUACAAACCUUGUGGAGGAGCUGCUGCCACACCAGGCUUGUCAUUAUGUUUACAUAUAUUCCUUUGGGUAGGAGAUAUUCAUGUUCUGCUUCCAAGACUUGACAUGAAAAGUGAUUUUUUUGAACUGUUCUGAUUUUGAGGGCUGGUGGGCAGUGGUUUAUCCAGUCAGGCUGAAUGUUACUUAGGCCAGCCUGAUGAAGGAUUAGGAUUAUUUAUUUUUUAUAGAUUUAAGUGUGUCUCAUAAAUCCACUAACAAGAUGCACUUACUAACAGAAGCAGCAGCCUAGAGCCUGCAUGCCUGUAUCCUCUGCAUGCCAGACUGGCUUGUCUUAUACUCAGCAGGAGCUUGGAAAGGGGAAGGCUGGAGAGCCCUGGGUGGACUGGCACCUCGAUGCAUGGCUUCAAUGACUAAACAACUAUUCCACAGCUCCUGUGAGCCU